Anopheles cruzii is the source of this 1740-nucleotide messenger RNA. RefSeq names its product TGF-beta receptor type-1 (gene babo). The record is from RefSeq and is a predicted model, not a curated record. Gene Ontology annotation, biological process: activin receptor signaling pathway; nervous system development; cellular response to growth factor stimulus. Lineage: Eukaryota; Metazoa; Arthropoda; Insecta; Diptera; Culicidae. The transcript is spliced from 8 exons. Gene Ontology annotation, molecular function: activin receptor activity, type I; ATP binding; activin binding. Gene Ontology annotation, cellular component: plasma membrane; activin receptor complex. Bases 1 to 1740 code for a protein of 579 amino acids.
AUGCCUCGGCCAUCGAUCGUGAGCCACCAGUGCGGCAUAGCGUCAACAAUUUACCGGCACACGGCGGCAUCGGACGACAACGAAACAUCGUCGGGAGCGGCGGCACACCAGCCCCGGACAGAUCAACAGGACGAGCAGCGAAGCCCACCGAACGGGAAGUAUUCCGGCUCCAGCGAGAACUUUGGCCCCGCGGCGAGCGCACUGGCGCCGAACCCGAACGGUGGUGGUGGCGGUGGCGGUGGCGGUGGUGCCCUGGCGCCGGCCUCACUGCAGGCGGCCUCACCACAAACGAUGACACUGACGGCGGCGGAUAAAAAUAAAACCAAGCUGCUGAAGUGUCACUGUGACAUCUGCAAGGACGAGAACUACGUCUGCGAAACGGACGGCGUGUGCUUCACGUCGCUGUCGCGCGAAGCGGACGGUGAUCUCAAGUACUCCUACAGUUGUAAGAAGAAACAGUACGACCUGGCCGAUCGGCUGCCCCUGAGUUGUCUAACCUCGAAGGAGAAGACCACCUACUUCAACAUCGAGUGUUGCUCCACUGACUUCUGCAACCAUAACAAACUAUUGACACUGCCCAAACCAGCACCGGAAGAGGAUAAGGGUAAGCUGCACCUGAUAUUGAUCGUGGUGACGGUGCUCCUGCUGCUCGUCAUGACAUUCGUCGGAGCUACGUACUUCUUUGGGCGCCGUAAGCGCAACAGUGGCGCCCGUCAGAUCCUGCCCGAGGACUCCGUGUGCGGUGCCAGCUAUCCGAUCCUGAAUGGGCACACCACCAUCCAGGAUCUGAUAGAGAUGACCACCUCCGGUUCCGGAUCAGCCGGAUUGCCGUUGUUGGUGCAGCGAUCGAUCGCUCGUCAGAUCCAGCUGGUGGAGGUGAUCGGCAAGGGACGCUUCGGCGAGGUAUGGCGCGGUAGAUGGCGCGGUGAAAAUGUGGCCGUAAAGAUCUUCUCCAGCCGGGAGGAGUGCUCGUGGUCGAGAGAGGCCGAAAUUUACCAGACGAUCAUGCUGCGUCACGAGAACAUUCUCGGUUUCAUUGCCGCCGACAAUAAGGAUAACGGUACAUGGACGCAGCUGUGGCUGGUGACGGAUUACCACGAGAACGGUUCGCUGUUUGAUUUCCUGACCUCACGGUGCGUCAGCCCCGACACGGUGCUCGAGAUGGCGUACUCGAUAGCGACCGGUUUGGCCCACCUGCACAUGGAUAUCGUCGGUACGCGCGGCAAACCGGCCAUCGCCCAUCGGGAUCUCAAGUCGAAGAACAUUCUGGUCAAAUCGAACCUCACCUGCUGCAUAGGCGAUCUGGGGCUGGCCGUGCGGCACAUCGUCAGCACCGACAAGGUGGACAUCCCAUCGACGCACCGAGUCGGCACCAAGCGCUACAUGGCACCGGAGGUGCUGGACGAAACGAUCAACACGGAUCAGUUCGAUUCCUUCAAACGGGCGGACGUGUACGCGCUCGGGCUCGUCCUGUGGGAAAUUGCCCGGCGGUGUAACUUUGAUGGCACGUACGAAGAAUAUCAGCUGCCUUUCUUCGACGUGGUACAGCCCGAUCCUACCAUCGAGGAAAUGCGGAAGGUGGUCUGUAUGGAUCAGCAGCGACCGAGCAUACCGAGCCGAUGGGUCGGUUGCGAGUUGCUGCACGCAAUCUCGAAGGUGAUGAAAGAAUGCUGGUACCAAAAUCCUGCCGCACGACUGUCCUCACUGCGAAUUAAGAAAACGUUGGCCAACCUCCGUUAG